AUGCAAUUGCGGCAGGCUCACACGUCUCGCAUGGCAGGAAGCGAAGGCGAGACCGAGGUGCGGCAGGAGACGGAUGCGCUGGUGGGCGAGAGGCGGCCGCGGUAUGUCCGGCCAUACGCGACAGCGGUCCAGCUGUGGGGACUCGGAUGGGCGCUCGACGGCGGAGCGACGAUACGUGUGGCGACAAGCGCAGGGAUCGGCAUCUGCGCUGCAGUCUUCUACGGCGUGAUGGCCAGCGGUGUCGAUGAUGGACAAGUGGCGCCUAGGAUGUAUUCGCGGGAAAUGGCGGUGACGGGAGCGCUGGCGAUGCUCCUCUGGGUCGUCCUCUACCUCGCUGGCGUGUGGGCCUUUGCCUCGCCGGUCAAGCUCGCCGGAUCGGUGGCCAAGAGCUGGUCAGAGGUGGUGACCAUCGCGCUGCGAGACGACGAUCAGGCGGUGGCACGGUUUGUGGCGAGUGAGGCGAGGAUCUGGCGGUGUGUGUUUGCUGUGACGGCCAUCGUCGGCUUGCUCUUUGUCGGAUUUGGCGCUUCGCUGUUCGAGCGCUGGUGGCUCGGGCUAGUUGUCGAGGGCGUGGUCUCUGCCACGAUUGUGGCCGGCAUGUGCAUGGUGGUGGGGCAUUUGAUUGUUGUUGCGCUGCUUGUGGCUCACGCUGUGGAUGUGGUGGCUUCUGGUGUGGUGGCGCCGGCUGAAAGCGAGGGCGGCGGCGGCGGCGAGGGUGGACGGGCAGGAGGAGGGCAGAGUGUCGAGUUGCUGCCGAUGCUGGCGGAUUUAGCGUCUGUGGCCGACGCGCUGUCGGCGCGGUACGCAGUGGUCUCGGUCAUCUUCUUCCUGCCGUCGAUCAUGGCGCUGGUGUACUCGCUGGUUGAGCUGUCGCAGUCGUUUUCGGCCAAGGCAGACGCCGGCGAGGUGGUGAGCCUGAUCGUGAACGCCAUCGGGGUGUACGCGCUGCUUCUCGGCCCGCUGUAUGCACUUGUGAUGGUUGCCGGACGGGCAGCGCGGCUGCGAGUGGCGCUGCUGACGCGGCCGCUUCGUGGAACUGGCGCGCUGCUCGAGUCUGCGGCUGCAGGGCAUGCGACGCAGAUGCUGGAGCUGGUGGCGUGGCAGGUUGUGGGCGUGCCGGUCACGCCUGGGCUUGCGGGCCGGAUCGCAGUCUCUGCAUUUACCAUUGCCGCCGCAGUGGUCUCGAUCCGGCUUGCGGGGUGA
Messenger RNA from Thecamonas trahens ATCC 50062, 1203 nucleotides. RefSeq lists its product as uncharacterized. Bases 1 to 1203 code for a protein of 400 amino acids. The transcript has 2 exons. Lineage: Eukaryota; Apusomonadida; Apusomonadidae. The record is from RefSeq and is a predicted model, not a curated record.